AGCUACAGUCUGAAGUCACUGAUAACAAGACAAGGAGAGAACAUGGAGUGCCAGACUGAUUUAUUAGCUUACAUAAAGAAUACAGUACAUUAAUUACAUAAAAGUGUCAUAAUAAUAUUAGUAGAAAAGGUAGAUAUUGUAAUAAUUAUUAGUUAUAACAAGAGGAGUGAAGGUCCGACGCCAUCGGCACAACAGUCAUCACCGUGGCCAGCUGCCAUUAAAUAAUAUAAGUGAUUGAAGAUAUACCAACCCUCUUCCAUCAUGGGAAUGACGAAAAGACACUUCAAACGUCUAGUUAUUCUCCCUUGCAUCAUCAUCAUUCUCCAAGGGCUCAUUUUUAUAAAGAAAGUGCUUACAAUUGUUAGCAACUUUAUCGUCCAAAGAAAUGUACCCGCCGUGGUGAGGACUCCCGAAGAACGGUUCUGCGGGUUAGAAGCUGUUGGAUACGCGUUCAAAUCCCAUUAUGUUGCCCUGCCCAUUGGUGGAGGUAAAACUCUUCCCAGGGUUCACUAUGUAGAUGAAGGGCCUCGUGAUGGUGAGAUCAUCUUGUGUUUACAUGGUGAGCCUAGCUGGUCCUUCCUGUAUCGCCACAUGAUACAGAUACUUGUGAAGAGUGGAUUCCGUGUUAUUGCCCCAGAUUUUAUUGGAUUUGGGAAAUCUGACAAAUUUACAUUUCCCGAAGCCUAUAGUCAUGAACUUCACACCCAAACCUUGCGGUUACUCUUAGAUUACCUGGGAGUAAAUGAUGUAACACUAGUGUGUCAGGACUGGGGAGGCUUAACUGGUCUGUCUGUGGUGAAGGAUUCUCCACAUUUAUUUUCUAGAUUGGUUAUCAUGAAUACAGGUCUGCCAGCAGGUAGUGAACUUGCCAUUUCUACCAUCGCUCAGAUAACACCCUUCAUGGCUUGGCGUAGCUUUGCUGAGCUUCUUGGAACAUCAAUACCUGUAUACCAUAUCUUCAAGAAGGCAUUGAUGAACCCUUAUCCUGCAAUCCUAGAUGGCUACAAUGCACCAUUCCCAUCUUCACUGUACAAAGCUGGAGCUGCAAGGUGGCCACUCUUAGUUCCUCUGAACUCUCACACGCCAGUUGCUGCUGACAUGCAAGCCACUCGUAACUUCCUUGCCACCGAGUGGAAAAAUCCAGCUCUAUUAAUGUUCUCCACUCGUGAUCCUAUUACCAAGGGUCAAGAGAAAACCUUUCAACGGCUUAUACCACAUGCCAUCACCAAGACAAUAGAAGGAGCUGGACAUUUUCUUCAAGAAGACCAGGGAGAAGAAAUUUCAUCCCACAUCAUUGGUUUCAUCAAUAAGAAAUUUUAAGCAUAUGUUGGGAACAAUAUUUCUCGAAGAUAUAGAACAAUUUUGUUAUGCAUAUCAGUACAGUACUGAGGAAUGGGCCUGCUAUUGUGUGAAAAAAAAAUGAGAUCAGUGAAACAAUGCUGUUUAAAUCAGGACAUGCAGACAAUUUUCUUCUUGUAAACAGUAGACAAGCUAUGUUUAGGAACAUGAUCAGGCUUACAUAUAUUAUGAGGGCUAUUUUGUAAUUUUGUGCUCGAAUACUACAAUGAAUGUUAAAGGUGGUUAAAGGUUAACCACCUUUAGGUGGUUUGGUUAAGGUUUAUAUAUAAUAUAUAUAUAUUAUAUAUAAACAUAAAGGCAUGUUCUAAUUGCAGGCCAUGAGUGAUGAGCCUCACACAACUAUAAUGUUUUUGUUAUUACUAUUAUUUUCUGCCACAGACAUGGCCACACAUUUACAAUGCUAACCAGAAUAUAUACAUUUGCUUCUGUCCACCAUUGACAGGGUUAGUUCUAUUAAACAUCACUGAACUAUAUGUUUAACAAAUUUCUAACCCUGUCCAUGGAGGACACAAGAAAAUGAAUUGCUGUUUAGCAUUGUAAAUGUGUAGCCACAUCUGUGGCAGUUUUUUCUUUAUUAUUUACUACCAUUUGGUAGGUAGGUGUUAAGGCAGUUUAAAUGCAACAGAUGUACAGUACGGUGUAUUAACAGUGCUAACAUUUCAGCUCGUACUGCUGAAGCUUAAAGGUUAAGGGCAUUAAAGUGUUUUAUCAAAAUAGAAAUUUAUGGGUCAUGUGGAUCUAAAGUCUUGCAUUUGUAUAAAGUAAUUAAUAAUAAUUACAGUAUUACUGAAUAAUUUAUUCUAAUAGUAUAUACCCUAAUGUGAGCUCAAAAUAAAGGGGAUGAAAGCAAAAUGUGUAAAUUAGGCAAUAAACUAAAUUGGCAACCAUCCAUUAUUUGAGAGUAGUGAUUUAUAAGGAUUUUGCUCCCCAAAAAAUUUAAUAAACUAUGAUUAUAGA
Molecule: messenger RNA, 2316 nt
Organism: Procambarus clarkii (red swamp crayfish)
Lineage: Eukaryota; Metazoa; Arthropoda; Malacostraca; Decapoda; Cambaridae
Product: haloalkane dehalogenase
Molecular function (GO): catalytic activity
Source: RefSeq, a predicted model, not a curated record